Molecule: messenger RNA, 1617 nt
Organism: Clupea harengus (Atlantic herring)
Lineage: Eukaryota; Metazoa; Chordata; Actinopteri; Clupeiformes; Clupeidae
Gene: gosr2
Product: golgi SNAP receptor complex member 2
Biological process (GO): intra-Golgi vesicle-mediated transport; vesicle fusion
Cellular component (GO): SNARE complex; late endosome membrane; ER to Golgi transport vesicle membrane
Molecular function (GO): SNARE binding; SNAP receptor activity
Source: RefSeq, a predicted model, not a curated record
GGGUCCUGCCUGGGGGUGACGUGUACAACGAACGGAAGUGAAACUGCAUCGUUGACGUAGCGACAAAUAUUUUUGAGGCUACUAUAUUCAAGACAUUAGCACAGCUGUUUAAGAAAACAACAGAAACCAUGGAGACUCUGUAUCAUCAGACAAACAAGCAAAUCCAUGACGUCCAGUCUCAGAUGGGGCGACUGGAGAUGACGGACCGGCAAUCAGUCCACCUGCUGGAGAAUGAGCUGCAGGCACGCAUCGAUCAGAUCUUCAGCCACCUGGAGCGAUUGGAGAUCCUGGCCAGCAAGGAGCCGCCCAGCCGCAGACAGAAUGCCAAACUACGUGUGGACCAGCUGAAGUAUGACGUCCAGCAUCUGCAGACGGCCCUGAGGAACUUCCAGCACAGACGCUACGCCCGCGAGGCCCAGGACCGGGACAGAGAGGAGUUGAUGAGCAGAACCUUCACCACCAACGAUGCAGACACCUCCAUCCCCAUAGAUGAGACCCUUCAGCUGAACACCAAUCUGAACAACGCCCACAGAGGCAUGGAUGAUCUUUUGGGCAGUGGCUCCGGCAUCCUCAAUGGCCUGCGUGACCAGCGCGGCACACUUAAGGGCACCCACAAGAAGAUGCUGGAUGUAGCAAACAUGCUGGGCCUGUCCAACACCGUGAUGCGCUUGAUUGAGAAGAGGGCGUCGCAAGACAAGUUCAUUAUGGUGGGGGGAAUGCUGGUGACCUGCGUGGUUAUUUUCCUGGUGGUUAAAUACCUGCUCUGACCUGACCUCUGCCGCCUCACCUGACACUUGUUGACCUUGGAUCAUGACCACAAGCUCCGAACGCUAACGUUCCUGGUCAUGACACCCAAACGCCCUGCUUAAAAGGCUAUUGUGUCCUUUUAGCCCCCGGAACAUGGAUUUAAAGAGUUCAAACUGGGUUUAAAUGGAACAUUAUUGACACAGUUCCUUCACUGUGGGACAAGAGGACCUGGGGGUUUGCGUCAGUGGCUGAAUCUCUUAUUUCUUAGUCUUUCUUUCAUACCAAUCCCUCCUUUCUUUUUCUCGUCCUCUCUCUGAUAGUCUGUUUUCCCCCUCUUCUUUCCCCUAUUCUCAUCUGUCUUGAUACAGCACAACAGCACUGUGCUGCUAAGCAAAUGUUCUGCCCCAUGGUAAGACACUGACGGGCUCAAGGAAUAGAACCUGCCUAGCCAGCCACAGUGUGAACUAACAACUUAACUUGGACAUCCUGAAGAAAAACAGCCACUGGUUCACAUGGACCCACACUUAGGAACAGAAGAAGAAGUGGGAAGAAAGACUUCAUGCAAUUGGUUCUUGAAUAUACCAAUAAGAAAUGAAAGUACCACAUGACUCAUCCUCUGUACAUAACGCAUAGAAAGUGCCCCCUUCCUGUGUGUAACAAUAACAGAUUUAAACUGCCAUGGUUGUACUGUAACUCUUUUUGCAGGCCCUUCAUGAGGACUGAAGGGACGGUUUUUCUUUAGGGUGUAAAGUUGUUCACCUGCUUCUUACUGUCGGAUCAGCUCCUUGUGAGUCUGCUGCAGCCCCUAGCAUGGAAAGUGCUUCAUCACCAAGGGUCAUUUGGUUUGUUUAUAAUAAACAGUCUUCUCUA